AUGAUCGCAACGGACCUGAAGCCGUUCCGUAUUGUUGAAGAUCUUGGGUUUCGACAUUUUGUGCAUUGCUUAGAUCCACAGUACAUUCUGCCAUCUGGAUAUACAUUAAAAAAUGUACUGCUUAAAAAUAUAUUUGAAGAAAUAGGUCUAAAGUUAAGAAUGAUUCUUAAAAAGAUUACUUACUGCGCUGUUUCAAUUGAUUGCUGGACAUCUCUUGUCAAUGACCAAUACUUGACCAUCACUUGUCACUUCGUUACUUCAAACCUUGAGAUAAAGUCAGUGGUGCUGUCCACUUACAAUCUUUUAAAGGACAUUAGAGACACAAGUGUCAUUAUUGAAAAAACAUUGCUUGAAGUUUUAACUUAUUGGGAUAUCUUGGGAAAAACGGUAUGUUUUGUGACUAAAAAUGAUGAUUCGAUGAUAAGGGCUUGCGAGUCACUAAAGAAACCGCACUUGCCCUGUUUCGAUGAUACUUUAAGUUUGAUUGUCCAAGACGCUUUGUCGGAAGAUCGUAUAAAGGAUAUUUUGGCAAAAAGCAAUCGAAUUGUAACUUUUUUCAAGAGCAGCUCCACUGCUUAUGCCAAAUUGAAGCUUGCUCAAGGAACUGAACCCAUCAAUCUUAAAAAAGAAAUGCCUACUCGUUGGAAUAGUUGUUAUGAAAUGAUAUCUCGGAUACUUGAAAUCAAAGAUGUGGUUUCUGAAACUCUUCUCUCUAUCAAAGGAGCACCAUCUCCUCUCGGUGCGGAAGAAAUUUCUGCUCUAAUGGACUUAAAGGAAUUGCUUGAGCCCUUCGAUUCAGCAACAAACCUAGCAUCAGCAAAUAAUAUAGUUACUAUAUCACAUAUAAUUCCUGCAUCGCAAGAUAUAUAUCGCCGCUUAGCGAAUAUGAAUACAAGCUUGCGCACAAAGGAAGGUCAAAAUAUUUGCUUGCUACUCAUGAGUCAAGUAUCUCAUCGACUCUUUCCCUACGAAAAACAUACGGCUGCUAGAAUUGCAACUUUGUUGGACCCACGAUUCAAAAAGGAGGGAUUCCGAAACAACUACGCUGCAGAGCAAGCUGUUUUAGCUUUGGAGAAUCAAGUCGCUACAACUUUGCAUACUUGUAAGCAAUACUCCGAUGAGAAGGCUCACGACCAGCGGCAUACAAUGUAUUCAUUUAUGAAAGAAAAACACACUAAAGAAAUUGAAAGUUCAAAAAUGGAUGCUGUAGUUCCUAUUCAACAGUAUUUCGAAGCGGAACAUGCACAAGAAAAUCUCUGCCCUUUGGAGUUCUGGAAGGCACAGACUAGUCAAUGGGAGCCAAUGCUGAAGUGUACAUUCAAAUAUUUGUGCAUCCCAGCAGUCUCAACGGAUUCUGAAAGAAUGUUCUGCAAAACGGGCGCCAUCAAUUCAGACAGACGGGCGAUCUUAAAACCACCAAGUAUUGAUAUGCUGUUGUUCGUACGCAAAAAUCAAUGGGUGUUAGACACGUAA
Molecule: messenger RNA, 1473 nt
Organism: Drosophila sulfurigaster albostrigata
Lineage: Eukaryota; Metazoa; Arthropoda; Insecta; Diptera; Drosophilidae
Product: zinc finger BED domain-containing protein 4-like
Exons: 2
Coding region: 1-1473 (490 amino acids)
Molecular function (GO): protein dimerization activity
Source: RefSeq, a predicted model, not a curated record